AGGGUGUCCCCGUGUGUCGGUGUAGGAGGCUUUUGAUUUGUGCCUCCCAGAUGUGGUCAGACCCUGCACUGUGUGUGCUAUUAUUCUGUGUGUCAGUGUGUGGUGUGUGUCUCUCUGGGUGCUGUAUGUGUAAAGCUGGGGGUCAUUCAGUGAGGUGACCGUUUGUAUUAUGUGGAGGUGCCUGUCCUUGUUGAGGGCCUCUCCUUUCCCUGCCAGUAUCGGCCUGGGUGCCCACACUCAGAGUGUGUUGUGUUUGUGAGGCUGUGUAUUGCAUUGUGCCGCAGGGCAUCCUCUGGUGUUCUGUGCGGGGUUGUUGCAGGCCUAUCAGCUGUGUCCGUGGGUCCCAUCUGCUGAGUCAUGGGACACGUGGUGUUUGUCAAAGGUGGUGUGGGGCAGUGUGGUGUGGAGGUGUUUAGUGUCGCUGUGUCUUUGCGCAUUUCCCUGUGUGUGCUGCAUUUGUGUGGUCGUGCGUGGUGCAGUAUAUGGAGGGCAGGGCCAUGUGUGGCUGCCGUACACGGUGCCUGGAUGUGGCCUGUCCGUCAGAGGCGGUGGUGCAUGUGUUCCUCUGUACACAUUGCAUUUGGGCCCUGGGGUGCGUGGAGCCUGUGCCCCCUUCCCAGGGGCACGAUUCUGGGCUGUGUCCUCUGUGAUGUCUUCCUUUGGGCCCGUGCUGUUAGGGAUUCUGUGUGUCGCUGUACAGUGUAGGUCUCUGCCUGCGUCCAUUCACACUGCUCUCCGAUUACACACUAGAAUGGCACAUGUACGGGGGCACACUGUGUGCGCUGUGAACAUCCGUGUGAGUCGCCAUGUGCAGGACGUGUGUCCGUGUGCAGUUUUCCAUGUGCUGGGUGAUGGGGACUGCCAUGGGGUGUCCCUAAGUGCUGUGUGUCUGCACGUGUUGGAUAUCAUUCCCCAGGUAUGUCACGCGUGGGACUCUGAGAGUGCACUGUUAACACCGAUAUGUGUGUGUGGCGUUUGGGCACCGCUAUGUCAACACAAUCUGUGUGUUUGCGGAACACUUGCUAUAUGUUGUGCUUGUGUAGCUUAUGUGUGUGCAUCCAGUAUGCGGUGUCUGGGUGUGGCUGGGAGUGUCAGGCAAUGUCGUGCCCAUUUUGAUCUCAAUGUCUGUGCCGGUGUGUAGACAAUAUUUGGGUGGCUGUGUGUGCCAUGGGGCGCUGUCUGCCUCCUCGCUGAGUGCCGGAGUGUGUCACACCAUGUAUGUGGUGUCUGGGUGUGGCUGUGGGUUUCAGAACUUGUUGGGAGUUGUGAGUCACUUGGUGUAGGUUGUGUUGUGUGGCCAUGUGUGUUCGGUUCUGUCUCUGACCACGCUGGGUGUGCUGGUGUCACAUGGUGCCUGGGCGUGGCUAGAUGUAGGUGUGUGUUACACAGUGCAGGCCGUUGUGACCAUUGGGUCAGUGUGCCUUCAUCCACGAGGAUGCACGAUUCUUCCUUGCUCUGCCCCAAGACACACUCCAGCCCCUCCUUAGUCUGAGAAGCGGGGUUGGGGAGCCUCCCCUCUGCCCAAGGGCCUCCCGGCCCCUCCCUGCCCUGCCCAGCAGACACCACCCCCAGAGGGCACCGGCUCCCUGUGCCUCAAAGCGAGAGCCCCAGAGCAACUGAGCGGAGCAGGCUGAGGACCUGCAAGCCACAGUGGCUGCCCUUUGUGUGCUGCGAGGUGGGGGACCCUGGGCAGGAAGCUGGCUGAGUCCCAAGACCCAGGGGGCCAUGGGCGGGGAGCUGGUGCCUGGCCUGGGAGCCCUUCGGCGAAGAAAGCGCCUGCUGGAGCAGGAGAAGUGGCUGGCCUGCUGGGCACUGACACUGGCGGGAAUUGGCAUCGGGCUCAUGGUGCUACACGCGGAGAUGCUGUGGUUCGGAGGGUGCACGUGGGCGUUCUACCUGUUCCUGGUUAAGUGCACCAUCAGCAUCUCCACCUUCUUGCUCCUUUGUUUCAUCUUGGCCUUCCAUGCCAAAGAGGUCCAGCUGUUCAUGACGGACAACAGCCUCCGGGACUGGCGCGUGGCGCUCACCGGGCGGCAGGCGGCGCAGAUCCUGGUGGAGCUGGCGGUGUGCGGGCUGCACCCGGCGCCGGUGCGGGGCCCGCCGUGCCCGCUGCCCAGCGCGACGCAGCCCUGGCCGGGCUUCCUGAGCCAGGGGGAGGCGCUGCUGUCGCUGGCCAUGCUGCUGCGCCUCUACCUGGUGCCCCGCGCCGUGCUCCUGCGCAGCGGCGUCCUGCUCAACGCGUCCUACCGCAGCAUCGGCGCCCUCAACCAGGUCCGCUUCCGCCACUGGUUCGUGGCCAAGCUCUACAUGAACACGCACCCCGGCCGCCUGCUGCUCUGCCUCACGCUUGGCCUCUGGCUCACCACCGCCUGGGUGCUGUCGGUGGCCGAGAGGCAGGCUGUUAACGCCACCGGCCACCUUUCGGACACUCUCUGGCUGAUCCCCAUCACAUUCCUGACCAUCGGCUAUGGGGACGUGGUGCCCGGCACCAUGUGGGGCAAGAUUGUUUGCCUCUGCACUGGAGUCAUGGGGGUCUGCUGCACAGCCCUGCUGGUGGCGGUGGUGGCUCGGAAGCUGGAGUUUAAUAAAGCAGAGAAGCAUGUGCACAACUUCAUGAUGGACAUCCAGUAUGCCAAAGAGAUGAAGGAGUCAGCUGCCCGAGUGCUACAAGAGGCCUGGAUGUUCUACAAACAUACACGCAGGAAGGACUCUGGAGCUGCCCGCAGGCAUCAGCGCAAGCUGCUGGCUGCUAUCAACACGUUCCGCCAGGUGCGGCUGAAACACCGAAAGCUCCGGGAACAAGUGAACUCCAUGGUGGACAUCUCCAAGAUGCACAUGAUCCUGUGUGACCUGCAGCUGGGUCUGAGCAGCUCACAUCAGGCCCUGGAAAAGCGCAUUGACACCCUGGCAGGGAAGCUGGACACGCUGACGGAGCUGCUUAGCACUGCCCUGAAGCAGCUCCCGGAACCCAGCCAGGAGGCCACAUAGCUGGACCCAUGGAGGAAGAACCAGGCUACUUUCCCCAGGACUGAGGUCAAGGACAUGCUCUCUUCCCCUCCUGACCCAGCCCUAUGACUAAAACACCUCAAAUGCAAGGACCCAACGGGCCCCACCUUGGGGUGGGUUGACUCACUGAAGCUGCUGGAGGCGACACUGGCUGUAGGAGGCAGGCCGUGGCUCAUCCCUGAGGCCCCAGAUGGGAAAAUGGUCACCACUACACCACAUACCCUCCACAAAAACAUCCUCACUGUGCUGCUACAGCUGACCCCCAGCUUCUGUAGAAGUGGAGGUGCCUGGGAGCGGAGACAGCUGCGGCCCAGAGUCCAGGAUCCUGGGGAGCCUCAGUGACCGCUGGUCGGCAGAGCUGAAGGAGCCAGGCCUGAAGCUGGGACAAGGCGGGAGGUGGCGCCCCCUGGUGGGAGGGCAGGAGGACACUAUUUUUCUAGAGUUGCAGAGAAUAUGGUGGGAGAGGAGGUGGAGGGGGUGAAGGGGUUCACCAGUCUCUGUUCUUAUACUUUGUAAUAAAUUUUAAACAAAGACAGAA
Molecule: messenger RNA, 3544 nt
Organism: Myotis daubentonii (Daubenton's bat)
Lineage: Eukaryota; Metazoa; Chordata; Mammalia; Chiroptera; Vespertilionidae
Gene: KCNN4
Product: potassium calcium-activated channel subfamily N member 4
Biological process (GO): potassium ion transport
Cellular component (GO): membrane
Molecular function (GO): small conductance calcium-activated potassium channel activity; calmodulin binding
Source: RefSeq, a predicted model, not a curated record